UAACAAGUGUCAAAAGCAUCAAAACAAUCGCGAGGGAGGAAAGUUUUUUCGUCCAGAUUUGUAAUAAUUAUUGUAAUUUAUUCUUAUCAUUGUAAAUUGGCCGAUUAAAACAUUGUUCAAGUGUUCAUAUUCUUGCAUUUCCGGAACCAGUGAAAGUGCUAGUGAAAAUUUCCGCAAAAAAUGGAUUUGGAACCGAGCAAAGUGGUGGACUUUCGCUACGAGUUCCUCAACCAUGACGACAAGCCGGCCCAUCUGAUUUACCCGGUGGAGAUCCCCUUCCGGGACAGUCCGGACGAGUUGGCUCAUCGGAUCGUGACGCAGCGAAUGGACCCGAUCAUGACGUUUCUGCAGGCGGACAAAGACCUCAAGGUGGCGCUGAGGAGCUUUAUUGAAAAGGAGAACCAAGAUUUCUAUGACGAGCGGGAUGAGGCGUUGUUGGAGAAGUUGAGGACAGGUCAUGUGGAUGUCGAUGCCCUGGCAUUGGAACUGGAGCGGUCGUAUAAGGACGAGAUUCUGGAGUAUGCCGAUCGGGUGGGACCGUCCGAUGAGGAGAUCUUUGCCCAAAGCUACCACCAGCUGGUUCAUUCGUCGGUGCUGUCGGAAAUAUUGGCCAAAGAGCGGGACUAUGCGAAGACCAUUACGAAUCUCACGGCCCAGAUGACCCAGCAGAUCAAUACGAUGAACUCGCUGCACCAGGAGGAGAUCGAGUCCAAGAUGAAGCUGUUGGACAUUUCUGUUACGUCGGAGAAUAUCAAUCACAUUCUGGCCAAGCAGUACAACAUGCAGAACAUGAUUCGAAAGCAGUGCGAAUCGGAACUAGAAUCGACCAGGGGGCACCAGAAGUACGAGUACCGUGACUGGAUUACGACUCACAUCGAUGCCAGCUUCUUGGCAGAAUCGGACAGCCCCACGCAGAUCGGGAAUCGCUGGUCGAUGAUAUCCACACAGGGUCCCUCCAUGGAGGAAAGCUUCACCAUCCAUUUGGGGUCCCAGCUGAAGCAUAUGCACAACAUCCGGAUCCUGAGCACCAAGAUCUCCGACCUGUGCAGUCCCCUGUACAGCGACACCAGCUUCGGCGGUCCAAACGUGGCUCUGGGGCUUUAUUCCAGCUCAUUGUGUGGCAUAGUGGUCCUAACUCCGUCCGGAUCCGUUUCACCGGAUACGGAAAUCCGCCGCAAUGCGAACAUGUCGACGGAGUUCCACUUCGACCAGGUCGACCACCAGAUCGAGAAGAUUCAGGACGAUUUGCGGAAACUGCGGGACAGCCCUCCGGAGGAACAGGACUUUGGUAAUGGUGGUGGGGAGCCCCGAACGUCGCGGUUGAAACCGGGUGACGUGUUCAUCACGCGCCACUCCAAUCUGUCCCACUCGCACGUGAUCUUCCACCUGAUUUCGGACGAAACGUUCCAGAGUCCGAGCGAGAUCAACUCGCGCCAUCCAGUGAUUCUGGGGUUGCGGAAUAUUCUGAAGAUUUCCAGUCGACAUGACGUGACGACGCUUAGCAUUCCGGCGCUGCUGCGGCACCAUAUGUCCGAGGACAUGACCGUCAGCUGGUGUAUCCGCCGGGCCGAACUGGUGUUCAAAUGCGCCAAGGGUUUCAUGAUCGAAUCGGCCAGUUGGGGCGGAGCGGAGCUGAACACGCUGCAGCUGCUUUUGCCGUACGACAUCUCCGAGGAGCUGUUCCGUACGCUGGCCGAUAUGGUGCCACAUGUGUUCCGGGUGGCCAAUCCAAAGAUACUGCAAUAGUGCCGUAGGUAAGUAGGUACCGUCGAUGGUGCAUCAGUAUAAGCUUCCAGCAAUGGACUGGCUAAAUCUAAUUUAUUUGCGACAUUUAGCAAUAUUCGAAUCAUUAAUUUGUGAUAAGUAUAUGAAAGCUUACCAAUAUGUACUGAUUAUGUUAUAUAACCCAAAAAAGAUUAUGUUAUAUAAGCCAAUUGGCGAAGAAACCCAAUAAUAAUAAUCUAAUUAAUCGUCA
This is a messenger RNA of Aedes aegypti (yellow fever mosquito), 1975 nucleotides long. RefSeq names its product protein C12orf4 homolog. The coding region runs from base 181 to 1746 and encodes 521 amino acids. Lineage: Eukaryota; Metazoa; Arthropoda; Insecta; Diptera; Culicidae. Gene Ontology annotation, cellular component: cytoplasm. The transcript is spliced from 2 exons. The record is from RefSeq and is a predicted model, not a curated record.